Molecule: messenger RNA, 2139 nt
Organism: Solea senegalensis (Senegalese sole)
Lineage: Eukaryota; Metazoa; Chordata; Actinopteri; Pleuronectiformes; Soleidae
Gene: slc22a5
Product: solute carrier family 22 member 5
Exons: 11
Coding region: 143-1873 (576 amino acids)
Biological process (GO): transmembrane transport
Cellular component (GO): membrane
Molecular function (GO): transmembrane transporter activity
Source: RefSeq, a predicted model, not a curated record
AAUUAACAAACUUGUGCUACAUUUUGAGCUCUGCGUGUACAUCCUCUCUUUUGUCUGCCUCAUUACAGAACAAGCCAAACCACCAUGGACCCAGCAGGAGGUGCUCUCUUUGACGGAGAUCGUCAGGGACUCGUGGUCUCGCAUGCAGCAUUAUUGUCUGGACAGGGAGCUGUUUUUUUUCCCUUCUCUCCAGAGAAUGGGAGACUAUGAUGAAGACACAGCGUUCCUCGGACAGACCGGUCCUUACUUCUGGACCACAUUCUUCCUCCUUAACACUGUGUUCAUCUCGACUGGAUUCAACGGGCUCUACUUUGUCUUUGUUGGAGCGGUGCCGAAGCACCACUGUCUCGUUCCGGAGUCCAACCUGACAGAGGAGUGGAGGACUGCCAUCAUUCCCGUCACGGCAGUGGACGGAGAAGCCGUGCAGAGCCAGUGCAGCAGAUACAGGCUGGACGUGGUCAUAAACCUCUCCGCUGAGGGACUCGCUCCUGGAAGGGAUGUUAAUCUCACUGACCUGGAGACAGAAGCCUGUUUAGAUGGAUGGAACUACAGCAAAGAAAUCUACCACUCCAACAUAGUCACAGAGUGGGACCUUGUUUGUGACAACCACUGGAAAGUUCCCUUCUCAUCCUCCAUGCUGUAUGUGGGAUAUCUUUUAGGAUCUUUAAUCUCGGGGCAGCUUUCGGACAGGUUUGGUAGGAAGAAGGUUGUUUUCAUCUCCCUCGCGGCCCAGUGUGUCUCCGUCUUGCUUCAGUCCUUCUCACAUUCAUGGAUCAUGUUCUGCGUCAUGUUCCUCUUCAUCGGAGCCUCCCAGAUAUCCCUCUAUAUCUCUGCAUUUGUACUCGGGACAGAGGUGUUGAGUAAGACCAUGCGAGUGCUUUUCUCAACUCUGGGAGCCUUUCUCUUCUAUUGCAUCGGGUACAUGACGCUGCCCUGGAUCGCAUACGGCAUCAGAGAGUGGAGGACUCUGCUCGCCGUUCUGUCCACAUUUUCUGUGGUCUACAUCCCCCUCUGGUGGUUCAUCCCAGAGUCCCCACGCUGGCUUAUCACUCAGGGAAGAAUAGAGGAGGUGGAGGCGUUUUUGAGAGACGCUGCGAGAAAAAAUAAAGUUGAAGCUCCGUCUGUGAUUUUUAAGAAAUCUGAGCUACAGGACAUAUCUAAAAACAAGACGUACACUAUACUCGACGUUCUGAAAUCCAAAAACAUCCGUUGCAUCACACUAAUGUGUCUCCUCUUGUGGAUGGCAAUAAACAUCGGAUACUUUGGUUUAUCACUGAACACUUCCAACCUGAGCGGAAAUCCCUUCAUGAACUGUUUUCUCUCGGCGGCGUCCGAGGUCCCCGCCUACGUUGUUUCCACAUGGCUGCUGAAGAAAUGUCCGAGGAGGGCACUCCUGUCCUCCUUUCUCAUCAUUGGAGGAGGAGUUCUGCUGCUGAUCCAGUUCAUCCCUGACACUCUUUACAACUUUGCCCUGGCUCUGGAAAUGACUGGGAAAUUUGGCUUCACCAUUGCCUUCAGCAUCGUCUACAUCUACACGGCCGAGAUUUACCCCACUGUGCUCAGAAACGUCGGCAUGGGAAUGUGCUCUUCCGCGGCCCGUAUUGGCAGCAUCACGGCUCCUUAUAUCAUCUAUUUAGGCACUUACAGUAAGGCUCUGCCUUAUAUCCUCAUGGGGAGUCUGACCAUUGCCUCCUCUGUGGUGAAUUUGUUUCUCCCAGAGACUCUGAAUAAAGAUCUCCCAGAAACGUUGGCACAGAUGCAAGAAUGUCAGGGGUUGUGCAUUGGAACCAAGAAGAGAAAAUACGUCGAAAAUGAAGUAAACUCUCCGACACAACAUGAGGGGAAAGCUGAUGUACCAGGGCUUACCGUGUAAUCUCCAAGAGGGAAGAAAGACAGAUGCACACCAAGGAUUAAACAAUCACUUUCAAAGAACUGCUUUUUUUUUACACACGUAUAUAUAUAAUUUUAAUAAUUACUAUUUUUUUAUACAGUAGAUGCUGUUUUGAUGUAAUUCACAAAGUAUUUCCAAAUUUUUUGUAUUUGGGGGGAGUUGAACAUUUGAGAAACUUGGUAAUCUGAGUAGAUUAUAAUUGUGCGUCAAACAAUAGAUGUAAAAAAAUGAAUAUAUGAAACCUUGAA